Malania oleifera is the source of this 842-nucleotide messenger RNA. RefSeq names its product non-specific lipid transfer protein GPI-anchored 3-like. The record is from RefSeq and is a predicted model, not a curated record. Lineage: Eukaryota; Viridiplantae; Streptophyta; Magnoliopsida; Santalales; Ximeniaceae. The transcript has 3 exons. Bases 192 to 707 code for a protein of 171 amino acids.
GAAGGAGUAAUAAUAGCACAGCAAGUCUCGCGGGAAGAACGAUCCUUUCUGCGAGAGAAUAAGUUGGUUAGAUCUAUCAGCGUGCGGCCUGCAGCUGUUGCUCUCCUACAGCUAUAUACUUACUGUUCUUCUUUCCCCAUCUCUUUAUUCUCACUCUUCAUCUCUGGUUGAAAAUUAACGAUCCAUCGACGAUGAUGGAUUCCAACAAGUGUGUUCUGUUUCUGAUAAUCUGUUCGUGGGGGGCAUCCCUGAGUUCGAGCGAAGACGGCGGCGGGAUCUCGACGGCCGGAGACACACCGGGCGCAGUGCCGUGCGCGCAGAAGUUGCUACCCUGCCAACCGUACCUGCAUUCUCCGUCGCCUCCCUCGUCCUGCUGCGCGCCGCUGAAGCGGAUGAUCUCCGACGACGCCCACUGCCUCUGCGCCGUCUUCAACAACGCUGCCAUUCUCAAGUCUCUCAACAUCACCCAAGCUGAUGCUCUGAACCUCGCCAAGGCUUGCGGCGCUAAUGCCGACAUUUCUGUUUGCAAGAAUGAAGCUACGUCGCCAACGGGUUCACCCACUACUCCUGCAACUCCAUCCGAUGGUUCUUCGAACAAUUCUACAGGGAGUGCAACUACAAAAAAUUCAGCCAGUUGGAACUAUAAUUUUAGUGCUUCUACUCUCGUUGCUCUCGUUGCAGCUUCAGUUAUUAUUUCAGCAUUUUAAUCAAUUAGGGUUUUUAGAUUCUAAUAAAAUAGCCUUUAUUUAUUUAUGUUUUUGGAAUUUGCAGAUUUGACAGUUAUCCCUUAAGCAACUUGGCUGCAUGUUAGAUUUUUUAAAUUAAAAUAAUAUAUGUUUUCA